Molecule: messenger RNA, 4125 nt
Organism: Asterias rubens (European starfish)
Lineage: Eukaryota; Metazoa; Echinodermata; Asteroidea; Forcipulatida; Asteriidae
Exons: 23
Coding region: 1-4125 (1374 amino acids)
Molecular function (GO): protein binding; signaling receptor activity
Source: RefSeq, a predicted model, not a curated record
AUGGAGAGGGAAAUAAUAUCCUGCCACACCGGUAUAGAGAAAUCUGUCCCCCGGAGAUUCUCUGAAGGAGGAGGCUUCAAAAGAGGGCGCUAUCGUAAAAGUUUUACACAGUUCGACACGGCUGGGCGCUUUGUCCAUGGUAGCGAGGCUGGGCCUAAUGCCCAUGGUAUCCAGGCUAUGCCACUUGCCCAUGUGAACUACCAUCUGAAAGAUCAACGAUGUGAGCUGAAUAAUGCCACCAAAGACCAGUAUCCUGAUAACUUUGUCGUCGAGUAUGGCAAGGUGUACUAUGACGAUGAUGUGAACACCCCUCACUCCUCCAUGUUCGGUUGUAACGAGCUCCUUGAGACAGGUUUUGAGAGCGGUAUCUACACUAUCUUUCCCAGUGGGUUCCCGGAGGGUCUCAGGGUCUACUGUGACAUGACAACCACUGGAGGAGGAUGGAUCGUCAUCCAAAGGCGCCUGGAUGGGAGCGUUGGCUUCUACCGGGACUGGGCGGACUACCGGGCAGGUUUUGGCAACUUGGCGGGUGAGUUUUGGCUUGGAAACGAUAACUUACGCGCCUUGACCGAGUCGGAAGGGACAUGGCAGUUCCGCGCCGAAAUUGAAGAUUGGAAUGGCGCAAAACUUUGGUCAGAGUCUGGUGUUUUUCGAGUCCACGGUGAGAACUUUACGGUCCAUAGCGAUACAGAAACCGGUAGCCGUAUUUUUUCUGUGCAGGAUGAUGUUUGCUCUGAGGGAUACGAAAUGGGCUACGAUGGGGGAUGUUAUUUAUUCGAGACAAAUGCAGUAGCAUGGAGCAUCGCUAGGAAUAACUGCACCGAUACACCGGACUCUGAUCUGCUCGUUAUUAACAACAGUGACGAACUGGAGUACAUUAAGAACCGUAUCACAAGUGGGAUAUGGUGGAUAGGAUUUACAGACCUGUCCGUCGAGGGAACGUGGGAGUGGAUCGACUGCACCGGUCUCUUCAACCAAUCUCUGUGGGCUCCAAACCAGCCCAACAACGGCAUUGAAGAUUGCGGUGCGUACCAAGCGGUCCCGCAGAAACUGGCGGACUAUCAGUGCAGCCGAGAAUAUAAAUUCAUAUGCAAAAUAUCUGCCAAAGGAUUUUCAGAUGAUGAUACCAACGCAAGAAAUGUCGCCGCAACGAAAGUGAAUGACACCAUAGCUCACGUGACGUGGGACGUUUCGCAGUACAACUGUGACGUCAUUGGUUACAGAGUUUACUAUGAACAUUAUGGCAACUCACAAACAAAUGGCUCCGUUCAGAUAGACGGUGGAAACGCAACGGAGGUGUAUCUACAUCUCACGCCGGACAUGUGGUGGCAGAUAUACGUAGCUGCAAUGAAGACUGAUCAUCAGGAGUUAGACCUGGUAGGGCCAUCAUCAGUAUGGUUAGGUUCGUGCCCGGGUUGGCAUGUGCCUGGACUUAACGGGUCGUGCUAUUGGUUCCAGUCCGAAGAACGAGACAUGUGGUAUAGCCAUCGGAACUGGUGCAAGAGCUACGGCAGUGACUUGUUGAUCAUUGAUAGCCCAGACGAGUUAGAGUACAUCUUGAACCGGACAGAGUCAAUCGCACCUAAUGAGACUUGGUGGAUUGGUUACACCGAUGCAUCUGUCGAGGGUUCAUGGAAGUGGGUAGAUUGCGGCGACACCAACGACUGGCAAAGUACUCUCUGGGCACCAGGGGAACCAGCGGAACUCGAUGAUUGCGCAACGCUGCAAGGAAACACGGGUCAUCUCAGAGGUCAAAUCUGCGACCAGAGACUUCUGUUCAUAUGCAAAGUGUCUCCUAAAGAUUUCACCAAGGAAGAUACCAAGCCGAGUAACUUGACCGCCAUUGCUGUGACGUCAUUCAGUGUUGAAGUAACGUGGGAUGUCUCUAUGUUUGCCUGUGACGUCAUUGGUUACAGGGUGUACUACAACUCAACGUCUGACCAGGACAACCUAGACUGGGUGUUUAUUAACGGUGGAGAUGUAAGCUCAGUGAUCCUGUCAGGGUUAGCUAAAGAGACUGACUACUCCAUUGGGGUCGCUGCUCUUACGACUGUGGAGGAACUCGAACAAAUCGGGCCCGUGGCCGUCACUACUCCAUGGGGUUGCCCAUCAGGUUUCGAGGAGGGCCCUGGCAAUCGUUCUUGCUACUGGUUCCAGUCCGAAGAACGAGACAUGUGGUAUAGCCAUCGGAACUGGUGCAAGAGCUACGGCAGUGAUUUGUUGAUCAUUGAUAGCCCAGACGAGUUAGAGUACAUCUUGAACCGGACAGAGUCAAUCGCACCUAAUGAGACUUGGUGGAUUGGUUACACCGAUGCAUCUGUCGAGGGUUCAUGGAAGUGGGUAGAUUGUGAUGACACCAAUGACUGGCAAAGUACUCUCUGGGCACCAGGGGAACCAGCGGAACCCGAUGAUUGCGCAACGCUGCAAGGAAACACGGGUCAUCUCAAAGGUCAAAUCUGCGACCAGAGAUUUCUGUUCAUCUGCGAAGUGUCUCCCAAAGAUUUCACCAAGGAAGACACCAAGCCGAGUAACUUGACCGCCAUUGCUGUGACGUCAUUCAGUGUUGAAGUAAUGUGGGAUGUCUCCAUGUUUUCCUGUGACGUCAUUGGCUACAGGGUGAACUACAACUCAACGUCUGACAAGGACAACCUAGACUGGGUGUUUAUUAACGGUGGAGAUGUAAGCUCAGUGGUCCUAUCAGGGUUAGCUAAAGAGACUGACUACACCAUCGGGGUCGCUGCUCUUACCACUGUGGAGGAACUCGAACAAAUCGGACCCGUGGAUAUCACUACUCCAUGGGGUUGCCCAUCAGGUUUCGAGGAGGGCCCCGGUGAUCACUCUUGCUACUUUUUUUAUAAUGGUACCGACACGUGGGCCUCAGCAAGGGGACGAUGCCGUGGGAUCGAGGAUGGAGAUAUUGUCAUCGUCGACGACGAGGAUGAGUUGAAGUACCUGGUUAGGAGGAUGGAAGAGGUCAAUCGAGGUCAAAUGUGGUGGAUAGGUUAUUACGAUGUGUCGGUAGAGGGCGUCUGGAGAUGGUUGGAUUGCCAACCGACAGCUGAUUGGCAGAAACCCCUCUGGCCAGGUGAAGAGCCCAUGGUGGGUACCGGGGACUGUGGGUACCUCGUCGGUGUACAAGGGGACGGCGAGGCGGAGAUCAGACCAGCGGUUUGUGACGACAGGAAGUAUUUCAUCUGUGAAGUCGUCGACAAUAGAGUUUUCCCAACUGAUGCAAACGCUCGAAAUGUCGCAGCCAUUGAACUGACACCGGAUAGCUUUCUGGUCACGUGGGACACUUCUCCUGACAACUGUGACGUCAUUGGUUACACCGUGUAUUACCAAAAGGAGUCGCCAUCAGCAAUGGAGGAAUUUCUCAUGGUAAAUGGCGGCAAUAUCAGUAGAGUUGAGGUAACAGUUCCGAUGGUACAGCAGGAGAGCACUGCUUACUCAGUCACCGUAGCUGCACUGAACACCGUGACGGUCUUAGAGCGCGUUGGCCCGGCCAGUGUCACCCUGAAUCCCGGAGAGCCCGUCAGUACUCCAGCUUAUAGCUCCACCGAUGCUGUACUCUUUAUUGUCUUCGAUCAGACAGUUGGAUGGCUUUUGUUGUUUAAACUUCCCGUGACUUUCAGACCCUCUGACGUCAUCUUCAUAUCUAUCUUCAAUACCGGGAGUGAUCUUCACAUUGUGACGUGGGUACGAGAUGUCACAUCCUCUAAACCAGGGGUACCCCUCGACCCCAACAAGGUCCUCAGCGCACUCUCGGCGGAGCAGACCUACUUUGAAGACUUCAUGGGACCGACGUUUCAAUACGCAGUGAGCCUCGUGCCAAGUCCUACGCCUACUACAACAGCGGCACCUACCGGCGGCGGCAUGGACGAAUGGCUGAUCGCGGUGAUUGCCGUGGGGGCGCUUCUUGUAGUGAUAGUGCUAGGUUUGAUUGUAUUCAAAUGUGGUUCAAAGCACAAAAAGACAGACAGACGGAUAGAUCUACACAAUGAAUAUGCUGGUGGCAGCGUCUAUGAGAGAUUUACACCAACAUCUUUCUCUUCCGAUGGAACGUGGAAUCCUGCAUUCCAGCCCAUGCAAGAAGUUGAAAGGGACAACUCAAUAACGUCCUUAUAA